GCCGCGGGCGCGCUGGGCCCGGGCGCUGCCGCCGCCGCCGCCACCAUCAUCAUCAUCAUCAUCAUCAUGAGCCUCCUGCGGGACGUGUCGCUGCUCGACCCGCGGCUCCGCUACGAGCUGCUGCAGCGCGUCGGGGCCGGCACCUACGGCGACGUCUACAAGGCCCGGGACACGGAGACGGGGGAGCUGGCGGCCAUCAAGAUCGUCAAACUGGACCCAGGCGACGACGCCGGCUCCGUGCAGCAGGAAGUGGCGACGCUGCGGCAGUGCCGGCACCCCAACGUCGUGGCCUAUCUCGGGAGCUACCUCCGGAACGACCGGCUCUGGAUCUGCAUGGAAUAUUGCGGGGGGGGCCCCUCCCGUCUCCGUCCGCAGCCGCGGGGGCCCCUGGCCGAGACGCAGAUCGCCUACGUGUGCCGGGAGACCCUGCAGGGGCUGCAGCACCUGCACAGCAAGGGCAAGAUGCACCGGGACAUCAAGGGAGCCAACAUCCUCCUGACCCACAGCGGGGACGUCAAGCUGGCGGACUUCGGGGUCUCGGCCGAGCUGACGGCGUCCGUGGCCAAGCGCAAAUCCUUCAUCGGGACCCCUUACUGGAUGGCCCCCGAGGUGGCGGCGGUGGACAAGAAGGGCGGCUACAACGAGCUCUGCGACGUCUGGGCCAUGGGCAUCACCGCCAUCGAGCUGGCCGAGCUGCAGCCCCCCCUCUUCGACCUGCACCCCAUGAG
Messenger RNA from Rhea pennata, 728 nucleotides. RefSeq names its product mitogen-activated protein kinase kinase kinase kinase 2-like. NCBI's taxonomy places the organism in Eukaryota, Metazoa, Chordata, Aves, Rheiformes, Rheidae. The transcript has 9 exons. Gene Ontology annotation, cellular component: cytoplasm. The record is from RefSeq and is a predicted model, not a curated record. Gene Ontology annotation, molecular function: MAP kinase kinase kinase kinase activity; ATP binding. Gene Ontology annotation, biological process: intracellular signal transduction; protein phosphorylation. The annotation marks the transcript as partial.